UGUGCAGCUUGAAGAAUGCAAAUGGUUUAGCUGCUGCUGACCUGGCUCAUGCACAAGGCUUCCAUGAUUGUGCUCAGCUCCUCUGUAAUGCUCACAACCAGAUAAAUCAGCUAAAUGGAUUCACCCAUAAUGGGACUGACCACAUGCACAUUCAGGGUCGCAGUCUUUUGAAUGGGACAACUAAUAGGAAAAGAUUUUUUGACGGCACAGAAUCAAACCAUGUUAAAAAAGCAAGAACUGAUAAAAGGAAUUCCUCAGUCAGGACAAACAGUGAAAUUGGAGAGGAGCUUGAGAGUAUGAAUGUGGAAUCAACUGCUGAAAUCAAAUCAGAUGAAGCCAUAGCCACAGGUUUGAGGAAUGGUCAUGGGCAUCAGAACAGUUUCACUGUCAACAACUUCAGCACAAACGGCCAAUGUUAUGAAUCUCUUUUUAAUGGGGUUGAGACCAUUCCAGCUGAACCAGGAAUCGACAUGUGCGGCUCACUGCACCUCAACGGCAGCCCAAGCAGCUGUGUGUCUUACCGGCCGGCCUGGGGUGCAUUUCCUCCAGAUUCCAGUGAACAUCUGCACUAUGGACACUACCAUGGAUUUGGGGAUACGGCAGAGGACCUGGAAGAUGCUAGCAUCUGUCAUGAGCACAGUACAACUGUGAAAGUAGAGCAGCUCUAUGACCAAGAAGUUCUCAGUGCCGUGCAGCUGUUCCAUGGAUGCUAAAAGUGGAAAAAUUCCAUCCAUUUGAUCGAUAAUGGUCAUAAUAAUGCCAGUACAAUCAGCCUUAAACUGAAUGGUUGUCUUGCACCUUAAUGUACGGAGACCUGGAAGGGACGUGAUGGUGGGGAAAAAAAUUGGUGGAAGAAAAAAAAACUGGGUGGGAGAAAAAAAACAGAGUGAUAGGAAAACAUAUUUUUAAGUUUUUUUUGCGUUCCCUCGCAAAGAUGUUUUGCGUUCUCUCGCAAAACUGUUUCUCCACAAACACUUCCUGCUCACUUCAUUUAUGUAAACCCUCACGUUUUUGCUGAAAUUCUCCCGUAUUUUACCAUUCUAUCCCACUUUCUUUCCAAUAAAGCUGUGCAUCGAUCAUCACCUUUCAUAUGCAACCUCUGAACCAGUGAAUGCAUGUAUAAGUGCUGACUGACAGACGCGCUCCGUAAAAUAAACUGAUCCCAGAUCAGCUACACGCCUUUUAAAGUGACACCUGUGAUAUCAAACAAGUGAGCAGCAAAUGAAUCUCUCAUUUUGUUUAGUUUGAUAACAGAGGUGUCUCUGUAAGAAUGCACAGAUCUAUAAUGAAAGCAUUCCAUUACUUUAUAAACUGUUUGUGCACAUUUAAGAGAAAAUUAGCUGUUUAAAAUAAAACAUGUAGGACGGAGAUGUUUUCAUAUUAUUCAGUGUAUUUGUCUGUCUGUUUAAACAUACACCCGAAUCCGAAAGUGUCCUGCACUUUUGCUCCUCUAUAAAUGGCGUGUACAGAAGCUGAUCUGAGAUAAGUUUUUUGUAUGGAGCGCGUCUGUCAGUCAGCGCUUAUACAUGCAUUCACUGGUUCAGAUGUAGCAUAUAAAAGGCGAUGAUCGACGCACAGCUUUAAUGUAAAGAAAGUGAAAGCAGACAUAUUAAUAUUAAUUUCAGCGUGCUUUCAAGAUUAAAAAUAUAUCAGAAAUAUGGGAAAAUACUUAAAAAUAGGAUGAUAGUGGGAUAGAAUGGUAAAAUACGUGAGAAUUUCGGCAAACCGUGAAGGUUUACAUGAAUUAAGUGAACAGGAAGUGUUUGUGGAGAAACAUCUUUGCGAGGGAUCGCAAAACAACUUAAAAAUAUGUUUUCCUAUCACCCUGUUUUUUUUUUUUUCUCCCACCCAGUUUUUUUUUCUUCCACCAAUUUUUUUUCCCUCCACCAAUUUUUUUCCCCACCAUCACGUCCCUUCCAGGUCUCCGUAGUAAUGCAGGCCGUAAUAAGAGCAAUUGGGGAGCAAUUGUAUUGCAUUUUUGUACCUGACAUAAUGACUUUAUUUUAUUAUAUGUAUGUGUUUGAACUCAAGCUAGCCUAAUGGGUGCAUUUCAUUUUCCCCUGUAAUAAAAAGUUAGAAUGUUCAGAUGUACAAGGAGUUGAUUUUGUGUGUAUGGAUUUAUAGUUAAUUGGUAGUUUUGUGCCAAUGAAUACUAGCUUUUUGAAAAGGAGAAUUUUGUAUGAUUUUUUUGUUUUAGUACUUUUUACUUUUUUCCUGAGAAGCAAAGCUUACAUGCUAACUGUAAAACAGUGUUGUUUAUUGAAAGAUAUAUGACAUUCCUUUAUCUUUGUACCCUAUGUUCUGAUUAAAAACCAUUUGUACAUUAAAAGAAUUCCCUUUGCUACACAAACACAAUUCUUAUAUAUUAAAGUGCACAUAUAAGUUUUUAUUUUUUUCAUAGGUAAAGACAUUA
This is a messenger RNA of Danio aesculapii, 2413 nucleotides long. Its product is annotated as ankyrin repeat domain-containing protein 10-like. The transcript is spliced from 3 exons. Lineage: Eukaryota; Metazoa; Chordata; Actinopteri; Cypriniformes; Danionidae. The record is from RefSeq and is a predicted model, not a curated record. The coding region runs from base 144 to 713 and encodes 189 amino acids.